CACGGCCAGUCGAGUCUACCACACAGGUGUAACACAAACGCACUGUUUCGAAACUGUAUGCAGACGACGAUAACCGUUAUUCGGAUGCGGAGAGAGAGAGUGAGGAACGAUCUUCACAAAUUUUCGAGGAGACAACUACGGAGGAUUUUCGAUCAUGGAGGAAGAAUUGCGAUGUACUGCUUGUAGAGGAUUUUAUACUAAUCCAGUGAUUUUACCAUGUACCCAUAAUAUAUGUUUUCCAUGCGUUUUAUCGCUUCAACAAGUUAACGGAACGGCAGUUUUACCGGCAUCUAACGAUCAGCCUCAGCAGUCAACGAACUCCACCGGUACGCAGUACGAUUUCUCGUUUGACUUCCCCGAGGCCGACCGGCUGAGCGCUUUCAGCGAUGGGGACAGUGGGGUGAGUUUUGUUGGGGGGUAUGCACCUAGUCAGGCCAGCGGUUCGAGCUCCAGCUCAGGUGCUUCCAGUGGGAUUGGCAAGAAUGGCUUCACAACAGCUAACCCAGAGACUCUGAGGAUCAGCUGCCCGCAGUGCCAUCGCACUAUAUUCUUGGAUGAAAAAGGGGUCAACGGCUUCCCGAGAAACCGAGUAUUGGAGUCCAUCGUUUCUCGGUACGGCAAGGCACAGAAUUUAAUCGUAAAUUGCCAGCUAUGCGAACAAAAUGCUGCUGUUGCUUCGGUUUAUUGUGAACAGUGCGAGGUAUUUUACUGCAGUGCGUGUCGAGUCAGUUGCCACCCAGCCCGUGGUCCUUUGGCCAAGCACAGUUUGGUAACCCCUGCCAAAGGAAGUCUGAAAGUGAAAACCGGAAAGUCCCCGCCAAAGAUAGCAAAAUGCCAAGAACAUACGGAGGAGAACCUAAGCAUGUACUGUGUAAUGUGUAAGAUGCCUGUCUGUUAUGUCUGCCAGAACGAAGGAAAGCAUCUAAAGCAUGAGAUGAAAGCACUUGGAGCAAUGGCUAAAAGUCUAAAGACGGAGCUUUCCCAGGCGCUGACAUCAUUAUCAGAGAAAGCCAAGAGUGCCAAAGACUUCCUGGUGCAUCUAAAGAACACAAUAGACCAAGUACAGGUAGGGGAGAGUAGUGUUGAUUUUGAAGCCAGCCUUGUUGCAAAGUUUGAUGAGCUCAUCAAUGUUGUACAGAAACGAAGAGAUCAACUAAUCCUGCAGGUUCAUCGGGAGAAGGGGUUUAAGACGAAGAUGUUAAAGAACCACAUUGGACAGUGCAGCGGGAAACUCAAACAGACAACGGGCCUCCUGGAGUACAGUAUAGAAGUGAUGAAGGAAGGGGACCCUGCAGCCUUCCUUAUGGUCUCCGGAGCGCUGGUCCAACGGGCGCAGAUGUCUGAGGAAUCCUGGGAUAAGGAACUACUCCUCCAGGCAAGGGUUGCUCCUGAGUUUGACCUGACCCUAGACAGCGCCCCCGCCAUUCAAUCAAUAGAAAGGCUCAACUUCAAAGAGAUGAAACGUGUGGACAUGACUAAGGCACCUGAAGCACCCAGCAUCAUCCCAUCUGACUGCAGUGCAGAGAACAACAGCGUGACCAUAGCUUGGCAGGCCCAUCCAUCCAGCUGGGUAGAAGGCUAUGUACUGGAGCUGGAUGAUGGCAAUAAUGGAGAGUUCAGGGAGGUGUACUGUGGGCGUGAAACCAUGUGCACAGUUGACGGCCUGCACUUUGACAGUACGUACCAUUCCCGCGUCAAGGCCUACAACCACGCGGGUGAAGGGGAAUACAGUGAGACCAUCUGCCUGCAAACAGCAGAAGGAAUCAGCUUGUUCAGUUCAAGAGUUUGUAUGUUCACUGGAAGAAGUUACAUGGUUGCUUGGUUCCAUCCUGACCCUAGGACAGCCCACAAGGAUAUCAUCUUCACCAACGAGAACAUGACACUUACCUGCAACAACCAAGAUGACCGCAUUGUCUUGGGGAACGUUGGCUUCUCCAAGGGUGUCCACUACUGGGAGGUGACCAUCGACAGGUACGACAAUCAUCCAGACCCUGCCUUUGGCGUUGCGCGAUUGGACACGUCCAAGGACACCAUGCUCGGGAAGGACGACAAGUCUUGGUCCAUGUACAUUGACAGCAACCGAAGCUGGUUUAUUCACAACAACGCACACUCGGAUAGGUGUGAGGGCGGUAUAGGUGUCGGUUCCGUCGUAGGUGUGCUGCUCGACCUAGAUAAGCAUGUUCUGUGCUUCUAUGUCAAUGAUAAGGCGCAGGGUCCAGUGGCCUUCAAGGAUAUGAAGGGUGUCUUCUUCCCAGCAUUUAGCUUGAACCACAAUGUACAAGUCACAGUCCAUCCAGGAUUAGAGAUACCCACAGACUUUGAUUAAAUUCCCUAUCAAACAUAUAACGUUCUAUUUGUAAAAAGCAGAGUUAGUGCAGUUUUAUUAAUGAAAUGUCAUUCUUGAUUGAAGAAAGUGGCUUGUGUGAAAAUGUAUCUGUAAUUGUGUAGAAUGUAUUCUGGUAGAGCACAUAAGUUCAUUCCUGACACAUGGUAUGUGCAAUGCACCUUGUCUGUCACUCUGUCACAUACAUUUUCAAUAGAUCUUCAAAACUUUGCAGUAGCUGGAUAUCUGUAUUAAAGGUAGUGAUUAUGUAUUCUUUGUUGCUUUAUUGAAUCAUCAAGGGUACCCUGUGCUUCUUCCAUUUUGAUUAGAAAACAAUCAGAAAAUGUAAUCUUUCAUUUGAUUUCCCUAUUGUUGUUAUGUCACUGAUGAGUGCUGGUGAGUAAGAACAUCUUCCAUUUCUAAUCUUAUCAUGUCUACACGUGCAGUAGAAUCUGGUCAGCAUUUCACGAAAUCAUUAUACCGGUAAGUACAAUUUCAUAGACAACCCAUUGAAAUGCGUGUACUAGAUUUUACACAGGUUCCAGUGGGAUGUCAGUGAACUUGUACUUGUGACAGUUUUGUGAAACAGCGAUGCCUUUUUGUUGUUGUCCUUGCUAUGGUAAACAUUAAGCCCUUGUAUUGGACAUUUUAUAGAUAUAGACAUGUAUGCAAUGAUUGUAUUGAACAUUAUGAAUUAGCAUUCCCUUGAUAGUAUCUUUGUUUAUACUUUUAGAAUGAAUUAAUCUGACAAAUUGUUAAGUCCUUGUGAUUAAAAUAUCACAGAAAUAAGUCUUCGUAGCGGACAAAGGUAAUCAAUAAAUCAAGAAGACUGACGUUUUUAAUGGCUGCUAUUGCACUUUGGCAAGAUAUAUAUCUUAUUAUUCCUCACUAUAUUUAUAAAUGUGCAUUGUAGACCACUACCAAAGUUAUGUCCACAUAGAGGCUUUCAUGUUUUGACUGACUGCAGAUAGUUAACCCUCGAUUAUAUCCUCUUUUUAUAUACAUUGUACCUGUGUAAAAUAUGUAUUAGAUGAUUUCAUUUAAAGGUGCUUUUUUCAUGAAGAAGCCAAGGAAUGAGUGUCUCCUGCCCUCCAGAAUGAAAAGGAGAAAUUAGUUAAUGAAUUAAAGCUGAAAGAGCAUUGAAUUGCCAUGUAUGGACCGUACUUGUACAUAGAAAAAGAUAUUUCCCUGUUUGCUUCAUAGAGACAGUUAUUGCAAAUGUUGCAUUUGGACGGUGUGGUAAAAGUGCUUUUUGUAUGAUUGUGUAGAGGAGCUGCACGAUCAAAAUACUUGCUAUUUUUAAAUACUGUAAAUAGAUUAUUGCAUUGGUUUUUCCAUGUCAUAGAAUUAAUCAAUGAUAACUGCACAUAUGUAUACUAGAGUGACAAAAUCAUUGAUUUUGAUAAAUGUGUGGUCUGUAUUCUCUUGUACUUUCAAAAUGCAAUUUCUAUGAUCUUUUCAAAUAUUGAUGACUAUUCAAAAUGAAACAAAAAGUGGCAAUUGUACUUAUUAUCAUGUAAUGUCAUGAAUAAAUUGCCACAAAAACUGUGUUCUGUUAUCACAAUCAUUAUUUAUGUAUUCCCUAUUUAUAUGAGUGCAUGUGUGCGUAAAAUAAAUUAUUUAUCUAUCUACACAAGCCAUGACAAUGAUAUAUGAUUUUAAAAUUAGGAAGAUAUCUCUGUUAUUGUUCAUGGUUAUAUUUUCUUUUUUCUAUCUUUUACUUGAAUUUGUUCACACUGACAUUUUUUCUUUUUGUUUGAACUGUUUAAAAAUAUCACAAUUAGAUUUUAGAGGUGAUUCGUAAUUUGUAAAUCAUUUGUAGAGUUUAAUUAACAAAAAAACCCAACACUGGCAUUGUCAAUACAAGCAGGUCGAUGUCAAGUGUAUGUUCUUGAGAUUUUUGUUUUCUGUUUUAUUCAAGAAGACUGAAUAUAUAUUUUAGUCAGUAUUUCAAUGCAUUUCCUUGUAAAAUUUACCUGUAAUUCUAAGGAAUGUAUGAAAUAUGUUUGAAAAGCUAUUUUUCUUCAUUCAAUCAUUCGUAUUUUACAAGAUUUCCAGGUUAAUAGUAGUCAUAAUUUCUGUGUUAUCUGGACCAGGACAUUUGUUAAAAUUAUAUGCUGUAUACAAGUAACUCAUUGGUGCUUGGGCGUUGGAGAAUAUAAUUGUUUAUUCCAACUUCCUGUUUGUAUUUUGUCCAAAUGACCAACAUAAAAAUUUGCCCAAAUUUUGUGUAAAGUGAGAAAUUUGUAAUUGGAAGACGAUCAAGAACAUGAUAUUAGAUAUAUAAGUUUGUUGAUCAAGUAUUCACUUGAAUUGGGACCAACAAAUAUAUAGGUCAUUAAGCCAUUUUUCCUCCCUCAAGUGGAUUCAGUCCAUGGCAAUGAAAAGCACUGACCACAAGUUAAUGAGGUUAUUGUAUCUGAACAAAAAUUGAAAUUAACAUUGUGUAAAACAUAUCUGUUAACUGAAUGCAUUUGUUUGAAUCAAAAAACUUUGGCCUUUACACUACUAAAAUUUAAACCUGAUGCUGGGUUCCAGCUUUUGUCCAAUAUCGGGUUUAACCGAAGAUGUUAAUCUGAAUUUUCCUUUUGUAAAACAAGAAUUAGUCAAAUAUGGACCUAAAAUUUCAGGAACAUAGUCUUUGUGGGAUGUAAGAAUAAGAGAUGAAAUUGUGGUUCACAAAUAACUUGUGGCAUUGGCUUCCAGUUGUAUAAUGUAGAAGCACAUAGCCUCACUAGUUUAUUUCAAGAGGUAAUGAUGUCUUUGAUAAUGGAUGAAUUCCUACUUUGAAACUAACAGAUUAGUUUCUUUCAUAAUUAAGUCCAGAUACAAGAAACGUUUAAAUACCUCAUUUUCUACUGAAUAUCAUACUGCUGUAAAAAGAGCACCUGUGAUCAUGUGUUGUAUUUUUUGUAUAUCGUGCAAAAUUAUAUUAAGUGAAAAGUAUUCAUUGCUUAAAUGUAUUCACAUCA
Messenger RNA from Strongylocentrotus purpuratus (purple sea urchin), 5295 nucleotides. It is a transcript of the gene trim9, whose product is annotated as E3 ubiquitin-protein ligase TRIM9. The coding region runs from base 155 to 2326 and encodes 723 amino acids. NCBI's taxonomy places the organism in Eukaryota, Metazoa, Echinodermata, Echinoidea, Camarodonta, Strongylocentrotidae. Gene Ontology annotation, molecular function: zinc ion binding; protein binding. The record is from RefSeq and is a predicted model, not a curated record. The transcript has 10 exons.